Linum trigynum is the source of this 549-nucleotide messenger RNA. NCBI's taxonomy places the organism in Eukaryota, Viridiplantae, Streptophyta, Magnoliopsida, Malpighiales, Linaceae. The record is from the annotation of a GenBank genome assembly.
AUGAGCGAAGGAUCUCUUUGUUCAUGGAUCGCCGGCGCCCAGUUAGCACCGAUUGGUUCGCAGGCCUUCUACACGGUCUGGGUAGAAAAUAGGAGUGCAGGUACCUCUCUGCUUGCCAUCGGGGGCCUCUGCGAAGAAGAAGACCUGAACGAUGAUGAAGGUCACGUAGGAGAGAAGUCCCAUUCACGAAGCGAUGCCCUCAAGACGAUCAAAGGAUCUCUCGAUUCAUGGGUCGCCGGUGCACAGUUAGCAUCAGUUGGUUCGCAGGCCUUCUCCACGAUCUUGAAUUAUCGUUCCUCUGACGCUGAAGUUUUGUUGUGCAAGUGCCACUCUGCUUGCCAUUGGAGGCUUCUGCCUCAGCUAAGGUUGCUUUGUUUUUAUGGUCAGUUGAAUAGUGGAACUGGUUGCUUGCUGUCAGAGGGAACUAGAGAUUGUGCGUUGGUCGAGGAAAGUGUACCGAGGCCACGCCUACAGGCUACAACUGACCAGUUACUCCACCGGUUCAUGCCUAAGAUAGCAGUGCCCGAGUGUUAUGCUUCCUGUCUAUGA